AAUUUAAAUGCGAUCAAGUUUCGCGCUGUAGGUGUAGCUAAAUUUUGUCCGCUACUGUACGCUUGUAAUCAAGAACUUGUUGUACAGUCAGCUGCUUGCGUCGAUCGGCAUCGGUGGGAGGUUGUUUAUAUCGUCCCGUUCUGUGAGAUCACCCAAGGUGCUUUUUUCCCUCGAGAACACCAUUUUGCCACAACAAAAGCUGCAGCAGUUUGCGACAGAAAACGACGGCUUCGGAAGGGACGGACAAGAUGACCGCUACGCUAUGGGUCGUGCUUAUCUUGGGGCUAUCAACGAUCCAGUGUGGGGCCGCUACGUACGAGUAUCAGACUAAGACGAUCGACGUCCCAAUCGAUCAUUUUACGUUCACCAGCGAAGCUACCUUUAAGCUGCGCUACCUGAUCAACGAUACGUACGCCCAAAACGAUACCACCAGUCCGAUUCUGUUCUACGCCGGCAAUGAAGGUGACAUCGAGCUGUUCGCACAAAACACCGGCUUCAUGUGGGAGCUGGCCCCGAAGCUGAAGGCAUCGCUGCUCUUCGUAGAGCAUCGCUUCUACGGCCACUCGAUGCCAUUCGCUAAUGCAUCGUUCGAGUCGCCGAAAAAUCUGGGCUACCUUACAUCCGAGCAAGCGCUGGCCGAUUUUGCACUGGUGCUCCGUACGCUUAAUCCCCCGAGCGAUACGAAACGAUCCCGACCGGUCAUCGCUUUCGGCGGAUCGUACGGUGGUAUGCUCGCGGCCUGGAUUCGCAUCAAGUAUCCGCAUCUGGUGGCUGGGGCAAUCGCAGCGUCCGCACCCAUCCGACAGUUCCAGGGCGUGACACAAUGUGGGAUUUUCAAUCAAAUUCUUACCUCCGUCUAUCAGGUGGCGUACAAUGCGGAGUGCGUUCACAACAUACGCCGAUCGUGGACCACCCUGCAGAACUAUUCGACCAGUGCAGAUGGAUUGAGGGUGUUGAACGAAAAGUUUAAAUUCUGCACCAAUCUUACCAAAGCAACGGACGUGACGGAGACGUUUUUCGACUAUCUGACCGAUGUGUACGGAAAUCUGGCAAUGAUCAACUAUCCGUACGAAUCGAACUUCCUGGCCCCGGUACCGGCCUAUCCAGUGCGAGAGUUUUGUGGCCGGCUGGACAAAAACUAUACCGGCGUCGAGCUGCUGGAUCAUUUGCAGUCCGCCCUUUCGAUUUACUACAAUUACGAUGGGAAGGCGUCCUGUCUCAAUAUCAACUCUUCGUACGACGGGAGUGGGAUCGGUGAUAGUGGCUGGGACUUCCAGGCCUGCACCGAGAUGGUAAUGCCGAUGUGUGCGGACGGUGUGCACGAUAUGUUUCCGGCACAGCCCUGGAACCUGCAGAGCUACUCGGACAAAUGCUUCAAGAAGUAUGGCGUACAUCCGCGCCCGGCCAACGCACUCGUGAACUACGGUGGAGAGUUUCUCGACGCCAGCAUCACAAACAUCGUCUUCAGCAACGGGCUGAUGGAUCCGUGGUCCGGUGGUGGUGUGCUGCGUUCGUCCAACAGUAACAUCAAGAUUGUGCUCAUUCCCGAAGGUGCCCACCAUAUCGAUCUGCGCGCAUCGAACGCAAAUGAUCCGGGUUCGGUAACGCUGGCGCGUACCGUACACGUUCAAAACAUACAGAAAUGGCUGACCGAAUACCGAAAGCAGCAUAAGGUGUACUAGAACAAUAUGUACAUGUUGAUUACCCGAACAAAACGGAGCAGGAGGGGGGGAGGGCUUCUUUUAUCACUUCCUAUUAAAUAAUCUUGGACCCGUAGAGAGGCGACUGUUUCACAAAGUCAUCCAACUUUGCCUUAAAGAUGUCCGACGUGACGGGUGUCCCGAUGGUCCACAGCGGAUUUCGAACGACAUACUCAACCCAUAUCUGUUAAUCCAUUCCCGGUGGAAAAAACAAUGUAGAAAGAAACACAUAUAUUAAUAAAGCAAUCGGGAAUGAAUUGUUUUUUACUAUACAAA
Messenger RNA from Anopheles stephensi (Asian malaria mosquito), 1976 nucleotides. RefSeq names its product lysosomal Pro-X carboxypeptidase. The record is from RefSeq and is a predicted model, not a curated record. Gene Ontology annotation, molecular function: dipeptidyl-peptidase activity; serine-type exopeptidase activity. Gene Ontology annotation, biological process: proteolysis. Lineage: Eukaryota; Metazoa; Arthropoda; Insecta; Diptera; Culicidae. Bases 249 to 1682 code for a protein of 477 amino acids. The transcript is spliced from 4 exons.